CCCGUCCCUUUUGCCCCUCCCUGUGUACUCUCUCUCAGGAUGGGGGAUGUCUAUCCCUAUAAAAGGCAUGUGUGUGCCCUGACAGGGUUUUAUUCCAGCCAUGGAGAGUCGGAGAGUCCUGUCAUCUUACAGGAAGCGUUUCGGGCCCCAGGGGGCUGGCAGCGUGGGUGGGGGCGUGCGGCUCAGCAGUCUCUCCUCCAGCCGCUUCUCCCUCCAUGGGAGUCCCCGCCACAUGACCCACUCCAGCACCAUUUCCCGUCUCUCUCUGGGGUCGGCUGGAGGGGCCCUGCUCCUGGGGACCCCUGGGAACCGGCUGGACUUCUCGGCUGACUCCCUCCUCAAGGCCCAGUACCGGGAGACGCGCACCAACGAGAAGGUGGAGAUGAUGGGUCUGAACGACCGCUUCGCCAGCUUUAUAGAGAAGGUGCGCUUCCUGGAGCAGCAGAACACGGUGCUGGUGACGGAGCUGACCCAACUGAGGGGGAAGGAGCCCAGCCGUCUGGGGGACAUCUUCCAGGAGGAGCUGAGGGAGCUGCGCAGGCAGGUGGACGGACUCAGCGCUGGGAAGGCCCGGCUGGAGAUAGAGAGGGACAACAUGGCUGCUGAUGUGGCCACACUCAAGCAGAGACUGCAAGAUGAGAUGGUUCUUAGACAGGAUGCAGAGAGCAACUUGAACGCCUUUAGACAGGAUGUGGAUGAGGCAUCUCUGAACCGUGUCCAGUUGGAGAGGAAGAUAGACGCACUGCAGGAUGAGAUUGCCUUCCUCAAGAAGAUUCACGAGGAGGAGCUGCGUGAGCUGCAGGAGCAGCUGAUGGCCCAGCAGGUCCAUGUAGACGUGGACGUGUCCAAGCCAGACCUGACCGCUGCUCUGAGGGACAUCCGGGUCCAGUAUGAGUCCGUGGCCUCCUCGAACAUUCAGGAGACGGAGGAGUGGUACCGCUCCAAGUUUGCCGACUUGACCGACGCAGCUACUCGGAAUGCAGACGCCUUGCGAUUGGCCAAACAGGAGGGCAACGAGUACCGCCGGCAACUCCAGGCCAUGACCUGUGAUGUGGAGGCGCUCCGUGGAACAAACGAGUCUCUGGAGCAGCAGCUGCGUGAGAUGGAGGACCGUUUCUCCGUGGAGACGGCUGGUUACCAGGAUAUGGUGGGUCAUCUGGAGGAGGAGAUCCAGACUCUGAAGGAGGGGAUGGCCAGACACCUGCAGGAGUACCAGGACCUGCUCAAUGUCAAACUGGCCCUGGACAUAGAGAUCGCUACCUACAGGAAGCUGCUGGAGGGAGAGGAGAGCAGGAUCACUGUUCCAAUGCAGAGCUUCUCCAAUCUGCAGUUCAGAGAGACCAGUAUGGACACUAAGUUCUCUCCAGAGGCCCAUGUCAAGAGGAGCAUCAUAGUGCGGACUGUGGAGACUAGAGACGGGGAGAUCAUUAAGGAGUCUACAGCUGAGAGGAAGGAGAUUCCUGACAGUCCUUAAAGGACACAAAUGGUGCUAGCUAUAUGUCUGUCAUACUGUCCCCACUCCCCAGUAACGCUUAGAGGCCUUGCAUGAUAAUGAUACCCUUUCCUGACCAGGCACCUCCCUCUUCUCCAAACCUCAAAGUCUCCCCAGUUGCAACCACCUCACCAUCCCCUUCCUCCCCUCUUCAUCAUCACCCCCAGACCAUGCUACAUCAUUAAAUACUUAGGAGUUGCAUUUUGUUGAAACAAAAAAAAAUCCCUCAUUGCAUCCUUGUUAGCAUUUUUGCCAAAAAAAUAUUAUUUUUGUAUUGCUGUAACUGGAGAUAGGCUUUAGUGCUGGGAAGUGUGGCCAUGCACCUUAAAAGGAAGGGUCUUGGACUACUACCCUUCGUGAGUUAAUGCUUGGAAAUUUAUAUUUUGUUCAGCUCAUAAUAGUGACAGAUCAGAGUGGGAAAUGUUCUCAAUGUGUUUGGAUAGUAGCCAGAGAGGAGGCCUUGAAAUGUAGUGAUUUUGUUAUUCAGCGAGUGGCAGAGGGGUCCUGCUGAAGUUGUGUGGUUUGAGUGGAUGUGAGAAGUCAAGAGGAAAGUACAGUUGCUGGGGUUAGCAGUGGACAGGAUGGGUCUCAGACAAGGAAGAUGAUGUGUGAAUGACAGUGCUUUUGGCAGAACUGUUGGUAAAAAGAAAGAAUCUGACGUAACUCUCCUCUAGGGUUACACGGUGUCUCCCUGAUGACAGCCCUCUCCAAGAAACCCUGAGGGAGGGGGGCUUGGAGGGUGGACGAGAGGAGCGGGGUUGGAGGGUUGGAGGAGAGGAGGAGAGGUGGGGGCUUGGAGGGUGGACGAGAGGAGGGGGUUGGAGGGUUGGAGGAGAGGAGGAGGGUUGGAGAAGAGGAGAGGAAGAGGGUUGGAGGAGGGUUGGAGGAGAUGAGGAGAGGAUGAGGGUUGGCAGGUGGCUGUCACAACACUAACUGUUAAUCCCAGCUCUCUCCAUCUGCUUAGAAACCUUGCUGACAUAAACAAACUGACACCCCUGUCACCUACCAUUCAGUACAGAUGGUGACUACAGACUGCUUUUCAUUCUUCACUAAAGACAAACCGUAACCAUCUUCUAAUGUGCCUGCCUUUCUUUCACAUCCCCCUUCCCUCUGCUUUGCCUUCGUGUCUUCACCCGUCAGCUCUAGAUACUAUUUCUUCUCUUCCUGUCUGUCUCUUACAGUAGCCACAGCUGAACCACACUGCAGUAGGUCUCAGAAAAACCUACAAGAUGUGAAUAUAACCUUAGUUUUGACCAACAUUAUGACAACCCGCUAACAACAAUAAAGCCAUUUUGUUUGAUUGGUA
This is a messenger RNA of Oncorhynchus gorbuscha (pink salmon), 2798 nucleotides long. RefSeq names its product glial fibrillary acidic protein-like. The coding region runs from base 101 to 1474 and encodes 457 amino acids. Gene Ontology annotation, cellular component: intermediate filament; cytoplasm; cell projection. Gene Ontology annotation, molecular function: structural constituent of cytoskeleton. Gene Ontology annotation, biological process: regulation of chaperone-mediated autophagy; intermediate filament organization. The record is from RefSeq and is a predicted model, not a curated record. The transcript has 9 exons. NCBI's taxonomy places the organism in Eukaryota, Metazoa, Chordata, Actinopteri, Salmoniformes, Salmonidae.